Messenger RNA from Cladophialophora yegresii CBS 114405, 741 nucleotides. RefSeq lists its product as uncharacterized. The transcript has a single exon. Bases 1 to 741 code for a protein of 246 amino acids. NCBI's taxonomy places the organism in Eukaryota, Fungi, Ascomycota, Eurotiomycetes, Chaetothyriales, Herpotrichiellaceae. The record is from RefSeq and is a predicted model, not a curated record.
AUGUGUUACUACAACGCUUCCCUGUUCCUCGUGUGCGGGCAUCUUGAACUGUCCGACGUUCCGAUCGCGGACUGUCGUUGCCCGCACCGAGACGCACAGGCCAUUCAUCCAGAUCACAAGGAAGGGGCAAAGAAUGUCGGGGGCUACCACCAACCCAAGAAGUCCCAGGAGGGGCACGCAUCACUCCCCAGUCCUCCUGCAACACCGCCUCCCAUCACGGAUUGCCAGCGGACGUCUAUUCAUCCACUGCACACAUUCCGAGUCAAGUCCCUUUGCCCAGAGUGCCAGGAGGAGCGCGAUGCCCGUAUCGAGGCAUUUGAGAACCAGAUGCGGGAGGACCUCGAGCGGCGGAUUCUGGCCCGGUCGGCAGAGUGGAACGAACGGGGCACCGAGGUGGGGAGGAGGAGGUUGUUCCGCGCUUCAACCACAUUGGCCAUGAUAAUGGAGGCGCCUAUCACAGCGAAGAGGGAACAACCGGAAGAAGCGUGGGAGUGUCAAAGCCAGGCCGACACGCAAAGAUCAUCGCCAGCAUCAGACAGCAUGGGAAAAAUGAUGGAUGGAUUUCGUCGCCGGGUCGGAUGGAAUCAAUGGGAGAUCUCGCCGACCAAGAAGGGACAGGAACAGAGUACGGGUGACCUGUCUGUAGCGGUACAGGGUUCGCCUCUAUCCCUAGCCGGGAAGUUAUCAUUCGCAGCAUUUGGAGCUGCUUCAGAAGGGAAACAAUGCACCCUCGGUUUGUGA